AUGCGUUCUCUAUUGCUGUUGUUGGCGCUGAGCGCCGCGCUGACGCAAGGCUACGUCUACGAGCGCUGCGAGCUCGCCAGGGAGCUUCUCAACACCUACGGCUUCCCGAGGAGUGAACUCGGCGAUUACCUGAUCGAUAACGAUAUCAGCGACGAUGUUGCGUGCGCGGAUAUAAUCUACGCACGUCAUGGGUUCAGCGCCUGGUACGGCUGGCUGAACCACUGCCAGGGAACCAACACCGAGAGCUACGUUGCUGACUGCGGUGUCUAA
Molecule: messenger RNA, 270 nt
Organism: Hyalella azteca
Lineage: Eukaryota; Metazoa; Arthropoda; Malacostraca; Amphipoda; Hyalellidae
Product: lysozyme C
Exons: 2
Coding region: 1-270 (89 amino acids)
Source: RefSeq, a predicted model, not a curated record